AUGCACCUUCUUCCCUACUUCCUGAUUAUCGCCGGCAGCGUAUGCCUGGCUCACUAUAGAGGGGGAUACGAGAGUCACAAUCUGAUAGAGCGUGAGGAACCUCAUGAUAAUCCAGACGGGGUCCUCGUUGAAUGUCCGGUUUGCGAGACUACCAGCUUACUACCUAGCCGCGAAGAAUGCAACAUUGUGCGUGGCAACAAGAAGUACAAGAAAUGCGAAUUCGGAACGUACAUCAACGAGGUUUGCGGCAACCGACGCGAUUGUUACAGGGGCCCUGGACAACAGUGUACUGAGAAAAUGGGGUUCGACGUAUACGGACAAAAAUGCGCCCACGGUUAUUAUUGCGACAACACCUUCAACGUUUGCACAGGAUUGGGGUACACCAUUGACAGCCAUCUGCAAUGGCUCCUGAACUACGUAUAUCGCUACCCGUUACACGAUGAGAAGGACCUAAACAAGCCUAAAUCAUCAGUAAUGAUAAUCGCG
This is a messenger RNA of Iphiclides podalirius (scarce swallowtail), 486 nucleotides long. The record is from the annotation of a GenBank genome assembly. NCBI's taxonomy places the organism in Eukaryota, Metazoa, Arthropoda, Insecta, Lepidoptera, Papilionidae.